Molecule: messenger RNA, 6240 nt
Organism: Fopius arisanus
Lineage: Eukaryota; Metazoa; Arthropoda; Insecta; Hymenoptera; Braconidae
Product: semaphorin-1A
Exons: 14
Coding region: 601-2760 (719 amino acids)
Biological process (GO): positive regulation of cell migration; negative regulation of axon extension involved in axon guidance; axon guidance
Molecular function (GO): chemorepellent activity; semaphorin receptor binding
Source: RefSeq, a predicted model, not a curated record
UGCCGCGCGCGCUCUAUCGUUUGUUGUGCGUCGAAAACGCGUACGCGAUUUCGCGAUCUAUUAAGUUAAUUCUAUAAAAUACCGACAAAAAUCCGAGUGUAAGAACAGCCGGUGUGUACUCACACACAGAACGUGAGAAUUUGAGUUGAAAGUGUUGUUCACGAUGGAUGAAGAAGUGUGAAUUGUUUACGAUCUCGUCGGAGUUGUUUGGAGUUUCCACGAGAAUUCAGUGCCCAUGGAUGCAGUAGUGUACACUCGUUUGAGGAUCUAAACCAGUUUUACCCCAUCCUCGUGGAUUAUUCUGUGUUCAGCCUUCCCCUGAUAGUGAAAAAUAUAUAGUUUAAAAUCAACAAAGUUUUACAACUUGUAACGCUUGAGUGCCGAUGUUGGCGCGACGAGGUGCGCCGAGGCGUUUCUUCGGAAACUGUCGCGUGGUGGCACUGGUGAACGCUCAAGGGUGAUCGACCUCAUUUUUUUUCGUUGAUAUUCUUCUUAUCGAGGAGCAACAGACACCAAUCGAAGCGAAGUUUAUGGAUGAGAUGAGAUGGAAAGCACUGAGUAUGAUGGUUGAUUUAUGAGUGAAGCCCGUGGGCAUCAAACAUGAGAGUUUCAUCGUACUUCAGGAUGAUUGAAAAUCUUAUUAUUUUGGCUCUUACUGGCCUUGUUGGAAGAUCUCUAGCCUGGCCGAGUGAUCCAGUUCCACAUCUACACAUCAAACACCGGGAAGUGAUCGGCCAGAGGUUCCUGGGAAAUGAGAGUCACGUGGAGCACUUUAAGCUUCUUGAACGGGCGCCUACUUUUAUCCUGAUUGGUGCUAGAAAUGCCAUUUACAACAUCAGUCUACAUGAUCUGACGGAAAUCGCUGAUCAGAGAGUCCAGUGGUCGAGUACAGAUGCCCACCGAGAAUUGUGUAACCUAAAAGGCCGGAGUGACGACGACUGCCAGAAUUACGUUCGUGUAUUCGGACGUCACGGGCCAGAUAAGUUUCUGGCAUGUGGAACGAACGCCUACAAGCCCCAGUGCCGGCAAUUCAUCGUCCAGGAUGGCGCUUACGUGGGAGGUGGUGACACUGAUGGUCUUGGUAUCUGUCCUCAUGAUCCACAGCAUAAUAGCACUGCUGUUUUUGCUGGUGGACAAUUGUACGCGGCAACAGUUGCUGACUUUUCGGGUGGUGAACCAUUAAUUCGUCGUGAGAGAAUUAGAACCGAACGCUCUGAUCUCAAUCAAUUGAACGGACCGAAUUUCGUUAGCUCCUUCGCUUUCGACGAUUAUGUAUUCUUCUUCUAUCGAGAAACUGCUGUUGAAUAUAUGAAUUGUGGAAAGGCGGUGUAUUCACGAGUUGGGCGAGUAUGUCAGCAUGACAAAGGUGGACCCCACGCAUUUAGCGACAGAUGGACGAGUUUCUUGAAAGCGAGGCUCAAUUGCUCUGUACCAGGAGAAUAUCCUUUCUAUUUUAACGAAAUCCAAUCGACGAGCGACGUGACAGAGGGUUUCUACGCUGGACGUCACGAUCAAUUGAUAUACGGUAUUUUCACAACCCCAGUGAAUUCAAUUGGUGGAUCAGCAGUUUGUGCAUUCUCCAUGAGCAGUGUCCUAGAGGUCUUCCAGGGUGCAUUCAAGGAGCAAGAGACGAUAAAUAGUAAUUGGCUCAGAGUACUGGCGGAGAAAGUACCAGAGCCACGUCCAGGUGCAUGUGUCAAUGACUCCAGAACACUUCCAGAUGGAACCGUGAAUUUUGUUAAGAAACAUCCGUUGAUGGAUGAUGCUGUACAAUCAUUCUUUUCACUGCCUGUUCUCACUCAAGUCAGUUUCAACUAUAGGUUUACUAGAGUCGCUGUUGAUCCGCAAGUUAAAGCGCUAGACGGCAGAACUUACGAUAUUUUGUACAUUGGCACUGACGAUGGCAGAGUUAUAAAGGCACUGAACACAAAAGCACCCGAUUCACUGACCGAAGUCGGUCAGGUCAUUGUGAGCGACGUUCAAGUGCUUCGAUACGGUACAGCAAUAAAAGAUCUCCAAGUUGUUCAUCUAGCUGGUGAAGCAAGUAAGCUAGUAGUUAUAGCUGAUUCUGAGAUAAGAGCAGUGCCCUUGCACCACUGCGACAGUCAAGCAGCAAAUACUUGCGUUGGAUGUGUUGCACUUCAGGAUCCGCAUUGCGCUUGGGACGAUGUGACACAUACAUGCGUCGCUGUGCCAACAAAGUUGCACGAUAAUGAUGCCAGCAAAACACUAUUCCAAGAUAUUAUUAAUGGAAAACACAAGGGAUGUGGUUAUCAGCAGGUGAAUAUUGUCUCGGAGAUGGCGAAACCAGUGUUACCAGUGGUACCACCUAGAGUAGGACAUGGUGAGCAGCUCGACGAAAGGGACAAUGAGAUCGUCAUCGAGUUGGACCGUGAAAAUCAGUACAGUCGCACACAGCCAAGAGCUAACGAGCCUCAAGGCGUAAUAGUAACCCCAGUGGUGUACUCCGCGCAAACCCUAACAGGCGCCCUGAUAGGCACCUGCUUCUUCUCGCUGAUAGCAGGUUUUGCAUCAGGUUUCUGGUUUUCCCAGCGACUCCGGGGAACCCCCUACCCAGACCCACCUGAACAGCGGCAACAAUUGAAUCGACUAACCGAGUCAUCAGAGUCCCCAGCGGGUUUCAACAACAAAUCGAUAAAUCUCGUUUUAAACGUACCACCGAAAAAUCCAAACGGCAAAAAUGCAAAUUCCUCAGCGGAGAACAAACCAAUGCAAAAAGUCAAGAAAACGUACAUAUGAUACAGAAGACGUCGAGCCGUGUGAGGCUGGGCAGAUCGUGACGAUGAUACCCAGAUAUCAACGGGCUCAUCGUCCGAUGCUACCGAAUCCGAGAAUUCCUACAACAACGAAAACAUCUAUGAGAAAGCAAGCUCAAAAAAAACAUCACUACCCGCAUCAACAGUCUCGUGCAGCUCUUCCGAGAUCGAUCUUCGACACAUGAACGAAUCAUUCGAUCCACCAGGUUACGAUAUUGUCGUCAAUCCCGAAUUUCUAGUACCUCAGAAAGACCAACUCACUCACCAUCGCGCAAGACUGACUUACCAAGAUCCCAGCGACGAUCCACCAAAUCCACCAAAAACAUCUAGAUCACGGGCUAGGUAUCAGGAUUACCAGAGUGUUGAUACAUCUCACGAGCACUACAUGAUACCCACGACAAAUCCAAAAGACAAGCGUACAUUGUCACUGUUCAUUCCCGAAUUUCUACCCAAUUUCAAUGACAUGAUGAUGUACGUAUCACAACCAAAUGAGGGUUUAUCCAGUGUCUCACUACCCUGGAAUCGUACAGACGUUAAUUACCACAAUGCUUCCACAAUUAGACACUCACUAGACAAUGAUCCCACUGUUAAUGAGCAUUUUUUCUUGAAAAGUUCAACACCAGUCAGGGAUACAAGUUACGAUAGUUUACAGCAUGAGCGGUACAAUAAUGAAAUUAUUGCUAACGAAAAUUUGUACGCUUCCAUUGUUAGGCAGGAUAAUGAAUGCAAAUCGAGCAAUAUUGAGUACAAUUGCUGAGUUUAGGGGGAAUUAUUCAAUGGGGGAGGUUCAUUUAGCUUUAUUCAUUUGUAUUUUUCGUCUCCCGGAUUGAGUGUCACCAGGUUAUUGGGAUAUGAGCCACUGAUGAUGGUUAUUACGUAUACGGUGAGAACGUACUUGUGAUAAAGACUGGUGGUACUGUGUUCUUAGUAGUGGCCUGUUAGGUGUUUAGAGGAAAAAAUUUUAAAAUGGAAAAAAAAAUGAUUACGGUAUCGUUGCGUAUACAUAAGCGUACUCAGCAGACGAAGCGUGCCUUCCAUGUAUUUUUGUUGGCAAUUUGGUAGAGGAUGUUAGUCGAGGGGAGAGUUGAUGCUUUAAGAGGGAUGAUGUUUUUUUUUUAUACUGGGAAAUAAUUGGGGAAGAGUGAGGGAAACGAGAGGCAACACUUCAGUGAACUCAAGCAGAUGCAUUUUUUAGAUAACGUUUUUCGCUUGUAUCGCGGAAUUCGUGGGAGAUAGCGAUAUUUUUUAUUGAAUAUUUUUUGUGGACAAAUGCGAAAGCUACAGAAAUGGUUCUUAUCAAAAUGUCGCUGUGUCUUUUCAAAUCCGAGAUUUUUGGGAAAAACUGGACUGGAAAAAUGGGUUCUAGUUUAAUACUUGACAACAGAAUUAAAAUUAUUUAUCUCGUUUUAUCACUUGGCCAUUGAAGUAAAAACAGGAAUGUAAUGAAAAAUAGAGGAUAUCGAAAGUAAUGAUGAGGAUAACGAUGUUUUCUGGGGAGGGUUCAAAUGUGUGGCAAAUAUUCAAAGGCAAAAACUGCCAAUAACCGAAGGUAAAUGACUUCAAAAAAAAAAUGUGUAAAUAAAUAUUAAUUUUUAAUUAAUCUUGUCUUCGACUCGAUGGGACUUUUGAUUAUGGAUAUUUAAGAGAAUUUCAAAUGUAUAUAUUUAUCCCGUCGAGAUAUAAAGGGGAAAAAUGUGGAUGAACUGUGCAAGGUGUGGAAAAUCGAUAGAGAGGAUUAAAUAGCAUUAGGUAAGAAACAUUUUGUACAAUCGCUUCGUAAUAUCGUGUUUCCUCGUCACUCGAGAUUAUAUUGUAUGUAUGGAACAAAAAAAUAAAAUAUAUAUAUCAUAGUAUUUACAUGAGAAAUAAAGAAUGCAGAUAUGGCAGCUAUUUUACAUUUCUAUCGAUUUAUGGAAAAAAAAAGGAAACAAAUAUUUGCAAUAUAUUUGCCAUGCUCCAUGUACCUAAAACAAAUAUGGGAAUUAUUGUUAUGGCACUCUUUAGGGGUGACAUAUUCAUUCCAAGUAAUCUUGCCCAUUUUAUUUUAGGUAUUGUUUUUUUUUCAUUCUUCGUUAUAUUUUUAUUUCUACAGAAUAUUCUAAUUGACGACUAAAAUUGGAGAAUUAAUUAGCUGAAAAUUGAGGGAAAUAAUCGCAAAUUAUAUUGUAUCUAUCAAAGGAUGAAUAUAUAUGAGGAACAUGAACUGUAUAUGUAUAAAGAAGCAUUUUAUUAGAUCAAUUUUUGAAUAUGACGAUAAAAAAAUGUGUAUAUAAUAAUUCGAUUGCGCAUUGAUUGUUGAAACAAUGGAUUGAAAAUUUUCUGUGGUGAGUGACGAUGACGCAAAAUUGUCAAGGUAUUUUGUUAAUUUUUCAAGUUUAUCGUUGGUAAUAAUGCAUUAUGAAAAAUUGUGAGUUCAAAAUUUAGGGAAAUUGUGGGAAGAUAUUCUUUCCUAGGGAGAUGAAUCAGAUCGGAAUUAACAGUAUCUGCCGACUGUAUUGUUUAUUGAAAGAUAAUUAUUGUGAGGGUGUGAGGAUAAUUGCUACAUUCCAUUUGAAAGCCAGGACUGCCAAAUUGGUCGGUCUUACGACAGCUUGUGCUGCGAUUACGAUCUCGUGGGUAGAUACUUGAGAGUUUAUUCUGGAAUUCCGAGAGAAAAUGAGAAUUUUUUUUGUAGAAGUACAAAGAGGUGUAGAGGGAGCAUUUUCUUUUGCAUAUUUUCUCGUUCCAUUCUGUCACACCUGGAAUUGGAACUAGAAUAUCUCAAGUCGGAAUGGUGAAACGAUUAAGUUGGAUGUAAAAUUGAUAAUUUGCUGGACAAGCUGGCGUACCGGCGAUCAAAUAAACAAUUAUGUAAAAAUUCGAUAAAAGAAUAUUUUAGUGGCCUUUUCGUAGACGAAUUCGUCUCUGCUUUGUUAAAGAAACACUAUUAGAAGAAAAACACGAACAAUUUGUAUAAGUUAUACAUUAUGUAAUUGUAAUACUCAUUAGGGAUAUUGGAAUAGCUUGAGGAAAUUUCAAAUCGCCACGUCUUUCAAAUCUCAUUCAUCCGUAAGUACAUUAUUUGUCAGUCGUAAUCCCUUCCUCUUUAUCAAUAGCUUUUGUUUUGUUCGAGAAAUCUUGAUCAAUAACGGUAAAUAAUGACAUAUUCAGUGUAAUGGCUACGUGAAUAAUAAUAAGGAGAGAAUCAAAAGAGAAUGGCAGUCCAGGCACACGAUGUAUGCUGUGCCAAUACAAUAUUUUUUUUUGUAUAUAAGGGCGAUACGAAAAAUUUCGAAUUUUGGUAGAUCAACGAAAUCAUGAGACAAAAUUUUGAGGGAAGGGGCAGGGAAUCGAUGAUCGAGAGUGUGCGGGAGGUUCGAUGUAUUCAAUUAUAGAAUCGAAAUAAAAAAAAAAUAAUAACGAAGAAGAAUUUUAAAACAUUUUCUGUCUACUCGAGUGAUAAUUUCUCUGUUUUCGUAGUGAA